Stereum hirsutum FP-91666 SS1 is the source of this 2665-nucleotide messenger RNA. RefSeq lists its product as uncharacterized. The transcript has 6 exons. Bases 1 to 2247 code for a protein of 748 amino acids. NCBI's taxonomy places the organism in Eukaryota, Fungi, Basidiomycota, Agaricomycetes, Russulales, Stereaceae. The record is from RefSeq and is a predicted model, not a curated record.
AUGUCCACCCCAACCGUAAAGCGUGCGUGCCCGUACGCAUUUGAAUCAGUCGACAUCCCUCCAGAGAAGCGAGUUCGCAUCCAAGCUAACUUAUCGCACGACAGGCCAACCCGACCACGAAGAGCCGUUGCCUCCUACCAGUCGAGAGACGCCACCCUGCCGAGCACACCAUCCCCGUCGACCACGCCAUCCCCAUCACUUUGCUUACCAGGACCAACUUCUACAACGACGCGUGUGCUGAGAUCUGCGACUAAAUCCACACAUCCGGUCAAAGAAACCUGCAGUGCAAAGCGUGCGCGAUCGCCCGAGAACGAAUCCCUCGAGCGUCCUCUCACGAAGCGAGCUCGUACCCAUGCACGACUCUGGGUACCUACGCUAGUAGCACCAGUACAGUCUCGAGGAGGCACUUCUUCUACGCCGACGUCAUCGUCGACACAUCCGACAAAGUCGACUCGCAUUGCGAAGCCACAGCGCUUACCGGCCGCUGCGGACGCAUCCAAAUCAUCUCGGUUGAUAAAGACAAUACCGCCCAGAGAGAUACCUCCACCAUUCAAAGCGCCAUCCGCCAACCUACGAUCACUGUCUCGAAGCUCGCCCCCAUCUUCGGGUGGCCGUACGAUACACUCCACCGCCACCAAGCGCCCACGCCCAUACACAUCCGAGUUACUCGACGGUCGUCCAACGAAGCAAGUCCGCUUGGAAGCUAGCUUGUCACAGAGCGAACCACACCCGCCGGGGAGAACCAUCACAUCCUACCAAUUGAGAUCGAAUACACCGUCCCCAUCAACCGCUACAUCCAAAUUUCUACGCUCACCGGAGCCAUCUUCUACGACGACACGCGUCCUAAGAUCUGCGACCAAAUCUACCCAUCCGACGAAAGAUACCUCCAACGCAAAACGCGCGACCCUGGCUACCUACACUGGCAGCGCCCCUGCAAUCUCAAAAAUCUACUUCAUCCAUGUCACCCUCAUCGACACUCCCGGCGAAGUCAACUCGUACUGCAAAAUCAAAGCGCUCACUGACAUCCAUGCACACAUCCAAACCAGCUCACAAACACCGCCAUCCAAAGCACCUUCCACCGCCCUACCAUCACUGUCUCAAGACUCGCCUCCAUCCUCGGGUGAUUGUAUGGUGCGCCCCACCGAAGACCGUGUCACUCCAAUUCAACCCGGUCUCCAGCGUCGUCAUAGGAAUGUUUUCAAUCUCCUUUGUAGCGGCAGCCUCGGGAUCCUCCGCUAUUUUGGUCUCCAUGAACUUAUUAUGGCAUUAGGACUAUGGCCCGGGAGCAGGAACGAGCUCUUUGACUUUCAUUUCAAACAUCAAGAGCUAUACGACAUUUACUUGAGGGCUUCAGAGAAGGGUGACUUAUACGAGCUUUGCACCUAUCCCGCACUUCAAAACCCAGUUGAUCCUAUCAUUGAACGUGUCUCUUCGGAAUGUGACAGCCUGUUUCAACACAUCCGAAACGGUAAUCUCCCGUCUGCCUCUUUUUCGACACAUCCAGAUGCUGCUCCGCAACACCUCGGCAACUUGGAUGACCUGGACACUGCGGAGGCACUCAAGCGUGCAGACCAAAUCUUCUCUUCUCAGAGAGCCUUCGUUACAGCGACUUCGUCUGCGAAAAGCCGAUUGCUCGCCCAGGAUCUUCUCCAACAUUGGGGAUUUUACUUCUCAUUUACCUCUGUUGCGACAUGCCCAGUCUCGAAAGACCUUGAGCUUGCGGCCAAGAUGCUUGACAUGAGGCUCACAACGUCGCAGCCUGGCGACGACAAAGCGACCAUCGCGCAGGAGUGCUUUUAUGCCCUCUACCUCGCCCGUGUUAUCGUUUUCUCUGAGUUCCUCGACAGUCUUCCUGAUGAUCUCAGCGAAGAGCAAGCCCGGAAGGAGUGGCUGUAUUUCCAGCUUGCGCCUCCUCGUGCAUCCGGUGACUCGGAGGACGACGUUUUUGCUACCGUCUUUCGAGCGAUCUCGACUAGCGACCCGGAGGAUAUCCGGAAGAGUGCGAAGGGCCGAAUGAUUUCCGCACCGUGGAAACACUACAAAUGGUUUCCAAAGUCAAUCAUUGUCUUUCAGAAGCAGGGGGAUCCUUUACCUCUGUUGGAUGAGCGUACCGACCCGCCGUUGCAUCUCAUCAUUGACGAAAUCACACCGCCUGGUGCUGAAUCCUCCGAGGCUUACGCGAGUCGUCGCGCACGUCGCUUCCGGGAGUUGGUCUAUGCGCUUUUCUGGCCGGAGGCCAUCGCAUAACGGACAUGCGAUCACGAAAUUGAUCAUGACCGCUCACUUGAAUUAUUUGCUUCUCUCGCCGAUUUUUGUCCCGUCCAAUUAUGUGCAUUAUCAAAUUUUCGAUUGUAUAAGUUUUCCCCAUAGUAUUCAGUUGACAGUGUUAUACUUAUUUUACUAUCUUUCACGCUCAUGUAUUGCUUUCUAUUCCUGUAUGACUACACUCAUGUAUUUAUUGCUAUUCCUGUAUGUCUACAUCCAUGUAGUACGCCACAGUCAUGUAUUGUUCGUUAUUCCUGUACAAGUACACUAGCCGCCACAGCAAGACAUUUGUCUUCCUGCAGCCAACACGUCAGAACUCCUAAGCGGAAAACUGUCGUUAUUGGUGUCGCUUUCCUUCUCCUGUCUACUCUCUGCAUAUAUUUACCUUCCUUGUUCUCAC